Molecule: messenger RNA, 1177 nt
Organism: Brassica oleracea var. oleracea
Lineage: Eukaryota; Viridiplantae; Streptophyta; Magnoliopsida; Brassicales; Brassicaceae
Product: putative pectinesterase 52
Exons: 5
Coding region: 71-1084 (337 amino acids)
Biological process (GO): cell wall modification
Molecular function (GO): pectinesterase activity
Source: RefSeq, a predicted model, not a curated record
UUCUCAUCCUCUCAAUCUUCUUUCUUCCCUUCGAUUUUUUUUCACAAAUACGAUAAAACUUAUAAUAAACAUGCCUGGUUUGUUCAUCUUCAUAGCUUUGCUUCUGAGUUCUUGUACUGUAUUGUCGACAGCAACUGAUCAAACUUGUGGUAACAAAGUGGUAAACACAAUCUUCGUUGACCUAGCCGGUUCAGGAAAACACAGAACCGUUCAAUCUGCCAUUGAUUCUGUUCCUGAACCCAAUUCUCAAUGGAUCAAAAUCAAAAUAAAAGAAGGUGUCUACGUAGAGAAGGUGGAAAUACCGUUGACAAAACCGUGCAUAAUAGUAGAAGGAGAGGGACAAAGAGUCACGACCAUCACGUACAAUGCUCACGCAGCCACUGAUGUCAGCUCCACUUUCACCUCCCACCCAUCCCAUGUUGUCGUCCGAAACUUAACAAUCAUGAAUUCGUAUAAUCGUCUGAGUAUUCGAAGUAGACCGAGUUGGGUUAUAAAGCCAGCGGUAGCGCUUACGGUUUAUGGAGAUAAAUCAGCGUUCUACAACUGCGGUUUCUUGGGGUUACAAGAUACGUUGUGGGAUGUUCAAGGCAGACAUCUCUUCAAAAACUGUUACAUCGAAGGUGCUAUUGAUUUCAUUUUUGGUAGUGGCCAAUCUAUCUACGAGGACUGUCAUAUACAUGCAACGGCUGGCGUAUUGGCACCAAUGAUGAACCAUGGGUUCAUAACGGCUCAAGCAAGAUGGAGUAUAAGGGACCCGAGUGGCUUCGUGUUCCUACGUGGAAGUGUUACAGGGACCAUGAAUGUAUACCUUGGACGAGCCUAUGGUCCAUUCAGCCGAGUCAUUUUCUUCCAAACUGAUCUCGCUUCUGUCGUCGUCCCUCAGGGCUGGUUCUCUUGGAACUACGGUGGCCACGAAUCGAGGUUCACGUAUGCAGAAGUUGAGUGUAAAGGAGCAGGAUCGCAUUUAUCUGGAAGAGUUACUUGGAUUAACAAAGUUGUUUCUUAUACGCUCGCUAAGGACCAAUUUGCUACCUACUCUUUCAUUGACCAAGAUGGAUGGCUCACUAAUAUUCCUCCUUUCUAAUGAAACUCGCUUUUAUUUUGUUGUUGCCAAACUAUUUUCUACUCUUGUUGAAUAGAAUAUUAUUGUGUUUAAUCUUCUUUAUACACUGUUAUU